AGCAGUUGGUUUUGAGUUUAUUCACGGGCAUGGCCAGAAGAAUGUAAAUUCGAAACAAUAUUUAAAUUUGAUUUAUUUUUAUUCUGAUUUUGUUUUUUAAACGCUGGUUCUAGAAUUCCAAUACAAUGAAAAACUGCGCAUUUAUUUCGCUUGUUUUGCUUUUGGCUUGGUCUGAUAUCGUCAACAGUCAAGAUUGCAAAGUCCCAGUUGUAUGUGAGAGUGAUGAUGGGAAAAUAAUUUCGGAGUUCCGUGAUCUGCCAACAACAAAAGAUAUAAAUGCGUGGAAAGCAGCAGGAAAACGAGCUGCCCGUAAAGGAUCUUCGGGUGGACGAGGAUCAUCGUCAGGGCAUUGCAGCGAACCUGGAUGGCUAACAGGCAGGGGCGGAUAUCAAUACAAAAUAUUCGGGGCAGCGGUGGACUUCAAUACUGCACGCAAAAUUUGCAUGGAAAAUGGGGCCGAUAUUCCUUACGCUGCCGUUCAAAAUGAAGAAAAUUUAAAGUAUUUAACUGCCAGACUACGAAAUAAUAACAUGAAAGGUUACUGGAUCGGAUUGACAGAUAUCAAGAGCGAGGGUAAUUGGCGUUGGUUGGACGGAAAACCGUUCGUGCACACAGGGAACUGGGGAUCUGGCCAACCUGACAAUUACGGAGGAAAUCAAAACUGCGGUUGGAUAUCCAGAGAUAUAAACUACCAGAUUGAUGACGGAGAAUGCUGCGCUCACUUUAAUGCUUUGUGCGAACGCAAGAUAUGAUAUGUGCAUUGCAUUGAUGUUAAAUGUAAAUAUUCAGUUAACAAUGAUAUAUUAUCCAUGAUCCAUUGACACACAAUAUAAAAAAAUCUUGAAAGUUA
This is a messenger RNA of Styela clava, 850 nucleotides long. Its product is annotated as C-type lectin lectoxin-Lio3-like. The record is from RefSeq and is a predicted model, not a curated record. NCBI's taxonomy places the organism in Eukaryota, Metazoa, Chordata, Ascidiacea, Stolidobranchia, Styelidae.